Molecule: messenger RNA, 2193 nt
Organism: Penicillium robsamsonii
Lineage: Eukaryota; Fungi; Ascomycota; Eurotiomycetes; Eurotiales; Aspergillaceae
Product: grainyhead-like protein
Exons: 5
Coding region: 1-2193 (730 amino acids)
Biological process (GO): regulation of transcription by RNA polymerase II
Cellular component (GO): nucleus
Molecular function (GO): RNA polymerase II cis-regulatory region sequence-specific DNA binding; DNA-binding transcription activator activity, RNA polymerase II-specific
Source: RefSeq, a predicted model, not a curated record
AUGUUUAACAACCGGAACAACGCCCAGAAGCCUGAUGGUGAAUUCAUCAGUCGCUUCCAGCAAGCAUUCUCAGAUAUUGUCCCUCGGCGAGACAGCCCAGUUUUGUCAAUUGGAGACUCGCACAAUGUGAGGGCAGCAGAAACUUUAAUGUCCUCGAGAAUGGCCGAGAACAACGAUGUGAAAAUGGAGGGUCAUGGUAUCAAGUUCCCCCUCACAAACAAUGACCGCACUCCCCGAAAUAUGCAUGAACUGGGGUUGACGCCUUCAUGGAUGGAAUCCGCUUCAUAUUCCAUGAUGCCUCUUGCCAACCACCACCAAGGCUUUUAUACUCCAACUUCUUCCGGAAUGGGUGCAAUGUUCCAUAAUCAGGCUGGCGAUUUGCAUACUCCGACAGGGAUGCACUUGGUCAAUCCACUCUCGGGCAUGUCAGCUGUACACAAUCACCACAGCAAUGGCUUUGAGCCCUUCCACCCACAGUUCAUGAAUCCAAUGCAUGGCAUGAACCAAUACGCACAGCAGCCGUCAUAUGCACCAAGCGCAUUCAUGCACCGUGACACUGGAUAUGACGCCAUGGAUGAUACCCUCGACGACUCUUCCCUGAAUGAUGCACAUGCCGAAACAGCCUCCAGCAUCACGGGCUCUGCGGAAUUUCCGGCUCAAAUGGCUGGUGACAUGUCCUAUGCCAAUGGCGAAAAAUUCCGCUUCAAUGUUUCUCUACGAGCACCGACCGCAAUGGUGAAGAACCAGAGUGAAAUCCCCGUGACCUAUCUUAAUAAGGGUCAAGCAUACAACCUCUCAGUUAUCGACACAAGCCCCCCAAUGGUCAACCACGAACCGCUUCGAUAUAGAACAUUUAUUCGCGUUUCCUUCGAAGAGCAAGAACAACGAGCGAAACCAUCAACAUGUUGGCAACUAUGGAAGGAAGGUCGUGGUACCACCGAAGCUCAUCAACGGGGCGGAAAAUUAUUAGCCGUUGAAUAUGUGGAUCCUUUACAAGGAGGCAGUGAUGCCCACAGACAUCGACAGGUACAAGUCGAGAGUAUGUGCGUCGACGGUUUCUGCGUCACUUGGACUGCCAACCCAACGACCGGCGUAUCGGAUUGCAACAUCCCCGUGCGGUUUAAUUUCCUUUCCACCGAUUUCAGCCACUCCAAAGGUGUGAAAGGAAUUCCUGUCAGACUGUGCGCCAAAACUGAGCUUUUAUCCCCGGGCGAGGAGACAGGCGUACCGCGUGAUAUGGAGCUGUCUUACUGCAAAGUAAAACUUUUCCGGGAUCACGGUGCAGAGCGGAAGCUGUCCAAUGACGUUGCGCAUGUCAAAAAGGCCAUCGAUAAGCUUAAGCAGCAGGUCUCCCAAGCUGAAAUGGGUGGUGGUUUUGCGAAGCGCAAACGGGGCAACAAUCUUUCUGCUACUGCCAAGGGAUCUGACAAUCAUAUAAAGUCUGGCCACAAGCGAACUUGGUCGAUGGACUCGGAUGAUACUCCGCCAGAGAAAGUCUCCUUGGAGGAUGAUCUCCAAGCCAAGUUAUCUAUGAUGCAAGAGAUGUUCUCAUCUACUCGCACAGUUAGCAUUUUCGGCUUACGCGGUGAAAAAUUCGACGAUCCCGACUUAUAUCCUAUUCAGCUAUUAGGUGAUAGCAGUUCCCCUCAUUAUGGGAAUAUGAGCCGUUCAAGCACACGUGAAUUGGAGACAAUGAUGCCCUCGCCGCCCAACACCAAUACCUCUUCUUCGAAUUCACCGCCUACCCAAGCACUCAGAUUAGGAAACUGCCCAACUACCGUCCAGAGAAUUUCUUCUGGCAACCAAGUCUCAAGGGGUUUCAUAGAGGCCGUGGGUGUAGACUUGACCUACCGGCCUCCGGCGGAACGCCUUCCCAAACCGAUUGCCUGCUUUUAUGUUCGAUUCACUGGAAAUGCGAAGCGCUCAGAGGACUACUACCGUGCGAUCUAUUUGACGGAACGCACCGCUCAAGACCUCGCGAGACAAAUUACCGAGAAAUUUCACAUCGAUCCGAUGCAAAUUUCAAAUAUAACGCAUGCCAAUGAGAAAGGCAUCCGAGUCCUCGUUGAUGAUGAUGUGGUCCGCCAUCUUCCAGAGGGUCAAGACAUGAUCGUCGACAUCGAAGCAUCAGACCCCAAUGGCAGUGCUCCUGGCACACCAGGAUCUGCGAUUGAGAUCAAAUUAACCUAUUAA